Nanorana parkeri is the source of this 1011-nucleotide messenger RNA. RefSeq names its product olfactory receptor 146-like. Lineage: Eukaryota; Metazoa; Chordata; Amphibia; Anura; Dicroglossidae. Gene Ontology annotation, biological process: G protein-coupled receptor signaling pathway. The record is from RefSeq and is a predicted model, not a curated record. Gene Ontology annotation, molecular function: olfactory receptor activity; G protein-coupled receptor activity. The transcript is spliced from 2 exons. The coding region runs from base 1 to 1011 and encodes 336 amino acids. Gene Ontology annotation, cellular component: membrane.
AUGGGGAAUCAGACAAUUCUGAAUGAAUUAUUCCUCUCUGGACUGUCCGAUAUUCCGGCUCUUCAGCUCCCUCUCUUCCUCUUCUUCCUUCUCAUCUACCUUCUGACAUUAAUCUGGAAUUUGCUGAUCAUCUCCCUCAUAGUCAGUGACUCUCACCUCCACACCCCUAUGUAUUUCUUCCUUGGGAACCUGGCCAGUUUGGACCUCUGUUUUUCCUCCAUCACCGUCCCACAAAUGUUAUUUGACCUUCUCACCCAGAGAAGAAAGAUUACUAUAACGGCUUGUAUGACCCAAGUCUUCUUCUUUAUAUUCUUUGCAUCCUCUGAGUCUUUUCUGUUGGCUGUCAUGUCCUAUGAUCGAUAUACAGCCAUUUGUCAGCCAUUACAUUACAUACAGAUUAUGAACUGGAAAGUGUGUCUAACCUUGGCGUCCAUUGUGUGGUGUCUCGGUUCUUCCUAUUCUUUAGUUCACACACUUUGUGCAUUGAAACUAACAUUCUGUGAGUCAGCUAUUGUACAAAGUUUCUUCUGUGACCUUCCUCAGUUGUUACAGAUCUCCUGCAGUGACAUCUACAUCAACAUUCUGCUCAUCUUUGUCUUGGGAGGCUUCCUUGUAGCUGGUUCUCUAACACUGACCAUCCUGCCCUAUGUCUAUAUAUUCAAAACUGUCCUGAAAAUACAAGUUAAAGGUAAAAGGAGUAAAGUUUUCUCUACGUGUUCCUCUCACCUGACAGUGGUCUUCAUAUUUUAUUUCUCAGGUUCUUUUGAUUAUUUUCGCCCCGACACUAAUAAUCACUAUGCCGCUGACAAAGUGUUACCUGUGUUUUACACCGUGAUUGUUCCUCUCCUCAACCCUCUGAUAUACAGUCUGAGGAACCAGGAUUCCAGAAAAGCAUUUAAAUGUUCUUAUUCUGGUGUCAGCUAUAUAACAUUUUUGAUUUCCAAUCGCUCUUUUGAUCAAGAAAACAAUAAACGUGCCCUGGGCAUCGCAGUUUCGGUCCUGAAAUCUUAG